UCGACGCGCCCGGAACUAGGAGCAGCGUGGAGAUUGAGCUACAGCGUCACGCAGCUUUUUACUGAAUGAUAAUAGUAAUAGUAAUAAUAAUAAUAGCAAAACUUGUGAGUGUUAUCGCUGGUUUGUUGGUUUGUGUCCAGCAUGGACAACACGACAGAAGGGACAUGGGACAGUUUACCCGUAAAGCUUAACGAAGGGGUUUUUCAGACACUGGAGGAGCUGAAGUUCACACACAUGACUCCUGUACAGUCCGCGUGUAUCCCGCUGUUUUUGACCAACAAAGAUGUGGCUGCUGAGGCGGUGACGGGCAGUGGAAAGACGCUCGCUUUCGUCAUCCCUAUCAUAGAACUGCUCCUGAAGAGAGAAGAAAAACUGAAGAAGAUGCAGGUUGGGGCCCUGGUGAUCACUCCCACAAGAGAAUUGGCCCUUCAGAUCAGUGAAGUGAUGGGGCAGUUCAUUCAAAAGUUUCCACAGUUCACGCAGAUUUUACUGAUUGGUGGCUCUAACCCAAUAGAAGAUGUGGAGAAGUUCAAGAAUCAAGGAGCAAACAUUGUGAUUGCGACGCCUGGCCGCCUAGAGGACAUGUUCAGGAGGAAGCCGGACGGUUUGGACUUGGGCAGCUCGGUCAGGAGUCUGGACGUGCUCGUGCUUGAUGAGGCAGACCGACUGUUGGAGAUGGGCUUCGAUGCCAGUCUGAACACCAUCCUGGGCUACCUGCCCAAACAGAGGCGGACCGGCCUGUUCUCAGCCACUCAGACACAGGAGCUGGAGAAGCUGGUGAGGGCCGGCCUCAGGAAUCCCGUGCGGAUCACCGUCAAAGAAAAAGGCGUGGCUGCCACCGCCACCCAGAAGACCCCAUCACGGCUCUCCAACUACUACACUAUGUGUCGAUCUGAGGACAAGUUCAACAACCUGGUGGCAUUUCUGAGGCAACACAAGCAUGAGAAGCAGCUGGUCUUCUUCAGCACGUGUGCGUGUGUGGAGUACUACGGCCGAGCUCUGGAGACGCUGAUCAAGAAGGUGACCGUCUCUCUCAUCCACGGCAAGAUGAAAAACAAACGCAACAAGAUCUUCGCCGACUUCCGGAGCCUGAAAAGUGGGAUCCUAGUGUGCACUGACGUCAUGGCCAGGGGCAUCGACAUCCCCGACGUUAACUGGGUGCUGCAGUAUGAUCCUCCCAGCAGUGCCCGUGCGUUUGUCCAUCGCUGCGGUCGUACAGCACGUAUUGGUAACCAGGGAAACGCCCUUGUCUUUCUGCUGCCAAUGGAGGAGUCGUAUGUCAAUUUCCUGUCCAUCAACCAGAAAUGCCCUCUCCAGAAGAUGCCCCCUAUCGCUGACGUUGUAGACGUGCUGCCCAAAGUGAAGGCCAUGUCUUUAGCAGACCGCGCCAUGUUUGACCGGAGCAUGAGGGCCUUCGUCUCCUACGUGCAGGCGUAUGCCAAACACGAAUGUAGUCUCAUCUUUAGAAUCAAAGAUCUGGACUUUGCCUCCUUAGCCCGUGGAUUUGCCCUCCUUCGCAUGCCCAAGAUGCCCGAACUGAGAAGGAAAACGUUCCCCAAUUUCAUUGGGACGACAGUGGACACGGAAACCAUCCGCUACAAGGACAAGAACCGAGAGAAACAGAGACAGAAGAUGCUGAAAGAGAGAGAGGAGGCGGAUCCUCAGCCCAGGAGGAAUUUCGUUAAGAACAAGUCCUGGUCCAAACAGAAGACUAAGAAGGAACGUAAGAGAAAGAGGUCAACCAAGAGGAAACAAGACGAGGACUCUGGCACGGACGAUGAAGACAUGACGGAGCUUUUAAAUGACACUCGUCUCCUCAAGAAACUGAAGAAAGGCCAAAUCAGUGCAGAGGACUUUGACAAACAGAUCGUGAAGUCGGAACACAAAACAGAGGCACCGUCACUCGACUGCGUGGACCAAGAGGAUGUUUGACAGAACUGCUGAAAUCAACAAAAAAUAAUCCAGUGUAACAUCGCUGACAUUUGUUUUACCUUAGGAAAAGGGGUUUUAUUUGAGAAUUCUGAGGCAUAUUCAUAAAUAAAGUUUGAUGAGUUCGUCGCUGACGGCAGACGGGGUGAGGACUCCCAGGUCAGUGAAGAGGAGGGUGAUGAGGGAAGGAGGCGUGUAAUCUAUGAUGGGAUGCUCCUCUGACAGGUUCUGCACUGUCUUCAGAGUAUCUGCUUUGUACUGUGGACGACAAGACGACACGUGUGAGGAAAUUAAAAAAAUAUAUUUUUCUUCUC
Messenger RNA from Solea senegalensis (Senegalese sole), 2243 nucleotides. RefSeq names its product DEAD (Asp-Glu-Ala-Asp) box polypeptide 55 (gene ddx55). The record is from RefSeq and is a predicted model, not a curated record. Gene Ontology annotation, cellular component: nucleolus. Lineage: Eukaryota; Metazoa; Chordata; Actinopteri; Pleuronectiformes; Soleidae. The transcript is spliced from 14 exons. Gene Ontology annotation, molecular function: ATP binding; nucleic acid binding. Bases 142 to 1932 code for a protein of 596 amino acids.